AUGUGUACCAAAGAAGACAAUAUAUUGCAGAUCCUGCGCGCCAUAGACUCCGCGCUGCCGGCGGGAGGGCCCGCGGACGCUGCAGUCAGCACGCUGUCGCUGGGCCCGGGCGCCGAGCACCCGAAGGUGAUCAACGCGGCGAAGAGCCUGAUGGCCAAGGGCUACGUGACCCUCGAGGAGUGCCGUAGCAGGAGAUAUUCGCUGAGCGCCGAGGGCAAGCUGUACGCCGCAGAAGGGUCGCCUGAGUUCAGGCUGCUGGAGCGCGUGCGUGCGUCCACCGAGCCCAUCACGAUCGCUGAGGCUAGCGCUGGCAUACCUAGUGCGGAACAUGGUCUCAAGAAGGCUCUGCGUGCGUCCAUGCUCCGCGUCACGGCGGGCCAGCAGCUGUCGCUGGGCGCCGCUGGCAAUUCCACUGCUGAGGACGUUACCAAGAAGCUGCUGCAGCUGAUCGAGUCACAUGGCUCAGAUGAGCAGGCGAUGCUCGAGGCCCUGAAGGCCGUUUUGACGGAUGAAAAGAAGCUGCGCUCCGAGCUUGACGACCUGAAGAAGCGCAAGUUGAUGGAUUCGCAGGUUGAAGUGUCGUAUCUCGUGCGCAAGACAGACAAGUUCCAGUGCCAGAUCACGCAGCAGAUCACUGACCUGACCCAGGAGCUUCUGCAGGAGCGUAAGUCGUGGUCGGCGUCCGACAUGAAGCCGUACAACUUCUUCUCGAGCGGUAAGCGCAUAUCGCGCGGCGCCUUGCACCCGCUCACGCGUACGAUGCGCGAGUUCCGUGAGAUAUUCACGUCGAUGGGGUUCGAAGAGCUGGACACUGCGAACUACGUGGAGUCGAGCUUCCUGUGCUUCGACGCCCUGUACAUACCGCAGCAGCACCCGGCCCGCGACUCCCAGGACACCUUCUUCACGAAGGCUCCCGAGCUCGCCAACCUCGAGGGUGUCGGCCAGGAGUACAUCGACGCGGUGGCGGAGGCCCACGGCGAUGGCAGCCGCUACGGCAGCACGGGGUGGCAGUACGACUGGAAGCUGGAUGAGUCCCGCAAGCUGGUGCUGAGGACCCACACCACCGCGUGCACCGCCAGGCUGCUCAAGGGCAUGGCGGAGCAAUUCGACCAUAUCAAGCACACCCUGCCCAGGAAGUUCUUCUCGAUCGACCGCGUCUUCCGGAACGAGAGCAUGGACGCAACCCACCUGUGCGAAUUCAACCAGGUGGAGGGUGUGAUGAUCGGCUUCGGCCUGGGUCUGGGGCACCUAAUGGGCGUCCUGUCGGCAUUCUAUUCGGCCAUAGGCAUCGAGGAGCUGCGGUACAAGCCGGCGUACAACCCGUACACCGAGCCUUCCAUGGAGAUCUACGGGUACCACCCUGACCUCAAAAAAUGGGUCGAGAUCGGCAACAGUGGCAUCUUCAGGCCCGAGAUGCUGCUGCCAAUGGGCCUGCCCGAGGGGGUGUCGGUCGUUGGUUGGGGGCUCAGCCUCGAGCGGCCUACCAUGAUUCGCCACAACAUCAGAAACAUCCGCGAUUUGGUGGGAUGCAGCUACUGA
This is a messenger RNA of Babesia bigemina, 1539 nucleotides long. Its product is annotated as phenylalanyl-tRNA synthetase family protein, putative. Gene Ontology annotation, cellular component: cytosol; cytoplasm; phenylalanine-tRNA ligase complex. Lineage: Eukaryota; Apicomplexa; Aconoidasida; Piroplasmida; Babesiidae. The record is from RefSeq and is a predicted model, not a curated record. Gene Ontology annotation, biological process: phenylalanyl-tRNA aminoacylation. Gene Ontology annotation, molecular function: ATP binding; phenylalanine-tRNA ligase activity; tRNA binding. The coding region runs from base 1 to 1539 and encodes 512 amino acids. The transcript is spliced from 3 exons.